AUGGAUUUUAUUGGAGAGUUUGUUCUUAUUUCGAAUGAAGAGGGCGUCAACCAUAGUGUUAACAUUGAGAAGGAAGGGUUGAUUCGAUGUGUUAGAUACCUGGAAACGGAGGAUGUCACUAUUUCAAAAAUAGUGACUGAUCGGCAUGUCCAAAUCAACAAGUGGCUCAGAGAAAAUCUACCGGAUACAGACCAUCGUUUUGACGUCUGGCAUUUGGCCAAGAGUUUAAAGAAGAAGGUUGGCAAGGCUUCAAAGGAGAAAAACUGUGGGAUUUUAGAGGAGUGGCGGAGGUCUAUAAUCAAUCACCUUUACAGGUGCGCUGCAACAACUCCAGAUGGGGACCCAAAUAUGAUGCUGGCCAAGUGGUUGUCGAUUCCAGGAAGCCAGAAGGGCACGAAGUGGCUUGAACAAGGAUCGGCAGCAUCAGUGAAAGCUGGCAACAUUAUUGACAAUGCCUACUUCAAACCGGCUGUGAAGAAAAUGUCUCCUGGCGAACAGACGUCAAGUAUUGAGGCAUAUCACAGUCUCAUCCUCCAUUUUGCCCCCAAAAUGACUGCAUUCAGCUUCAAAGGGAUGCUAUGCAGGCUUCUCCUGUCAGCGCUACAUUAUAAUGAAAAUGGUGACAGGGAGCAGGCAACGACUAAGAUGGUCAGUAACCUUCAUCAAAUCCAAGAAAGGUGGUUACUCAGUUAUGUCGACAAGUUGAUGGUAGAAGUUCAGCGCCGGUGCAGAGAGAACGACUUUGACUUUGAGGACAACAAUAUCUACAUACCACCAGCACUCUGUAGCUCAUAUGAUCACCCUAAUAAGGCUGAAGCUGUUGACAGCUAUAACGAAAGACACAAGCGAUACUCCAAAUCAUGUUACAUCCAGCCUUCACGAAAAUCCACUCGUUGA
Messenger RNA from Lineus longissimus, 897 nucleotides. RefSeq lists its product as uncharacterized. The transcript is spliced from 6 exons. Bases 1 to 897 code for a protein of 298 amino acids. NCBI's taxonomy places the organism in Eukaryota, Metazoa, Nemertea, Pilidiophora, Heteronemertea, Lineidae. The record is from RefSeq and is a predicted model, not a curated record.